Messenger RNA from Aedes aegypti (yellow fever mosquito), 1789 nucleotides. It is a transcript of the gene Hlc, whose product is annotated as probable ATP-dependent RNA helicase DDX56. Gene Ontology annotation, molecular function: nucleic acid binding; ATP binding; RNA helicase activity. The transcript has 6 exons. The record is from RefSeq and is a predicted model, not a curated record. Gene Ontology annotation, cellular component: nucleolus. NCBI's taxonomy places the organism in Eukaryota, Metazoa, Arthropoda, Insecta, Diptera, Culicidae. Bases 121 to 1767 code for a protein of 548 amino acids.
UUUUGUGCAUGUUUCUUUCUUUCGAGCUCUGGCUCAUAUCUUCGCCAGUCUGUUGUGAAAAUUAGCAUGUGAAAUAAAAUUCGCGUUUCUUUCAAAAAAAUCAGCGAUAAUUCUACAAAAAUGGGUGAUACGGACGAGAAAAAGCCUCUGAAUUUCCAUCAAAUGGAGUUAGACGACAGGAUACUGAAGGGAAUCGCCAAGUUGGGUUGGCUUUGUCCAACGCUGAUUCAGGAGAAGGCCAUCCCUCUGCUUCUGGAAGGGAAGGAUGUGCUGGUGCGUGCCCGCACCGGAUCAGGCAAAACAGCUGCUUUCUCCAUUCCGGUCAUACAGAAGAUUCUCAACUACAAACAGGACGCAAAGGAACAGCAAACGACGGUAGUAAUCUUGGCUCCCAGCAAGGAUCUGUGCCACCAGAUUGCGAAAGUCAUUGAAGACCUCACGAUCAAAUGUGGCCGAUUGGUGCGGUGUGUGGACCUGUCUACAAAAGUGGACAAAGUGGCUCUGAAACAUAUUCUGGCGGAACGACCAGAUAUUGUGGUGUCCACUCCUGCUAAGCUUGUCUCACAGCUUCAAGAGGGCAACAUUUCCGUAAAAGACAGUCUCCAGACGCUGGUGGUGGACGAAGCUGACUUGAUGUUCACCUUCGGUUUCGAGAAUGAUUUGAAAACAGUUCUGGAUUACUUCCCCAGCGUGCACCAAUCGAUUCUGGCCUCGGCCACGCUGGAGAAGGACGUCAUGGAACUGAAGAAGAUCAUUCUACACAAUCCGGUGAUUUUGAAGCUGGAGGAACCGGAGAUGGCACCGGCAUCGCAGCUAGCCCACUACCACAUUCUGGCCGAGGAGGUCGACAAAGCGGCCGUUUUGUACACGUUGUUCAAGCUGCAGCUGGUCAAAGGGAAGAGCAUCAUUUUCGUCAAUUCCAUCGAUCGGUGCUAUAGGUUGAAACUAUUCCUGGAACAGUUCAGCAUAAGGUCUUGCAUCUUGAAUUCGGAGUUACCAGCAAAGAUACGAUGCCAUACCGUGAACCAAUUCAAUCAGGGCCUUUACGACAUAAUCAUUGCAUCGGAUGAACUGCACGUGCUGGACCCAUCCGUUAACGAGAAGAAAGGUCAGAAAAAGAAAAUGAUCAAACAGAUCGCCAAACAAGUUGAAUCGGAAGCAGGGGUUUCCCGCGGAAUCGAUUUCCAGUUUGUGUCCAACGUGAUCAACUUUGACUUCCCGAAGGACGUGAAUGCGUACAUUCAUCGCGCGGGAAGAACUGCCCGAGGAAACAAUACCGGAAGCGUCCUCUCGUUGGUUUCUAUCGAAGAGAAAGAAGCCAUGGAUGCUGUGGAGGAUCAUCUGCGGCCGGGUUACGAAGAGGGCGAUCAAGUGCUAAAGAGCUAUCACUUCAAGAUGGAAGAAGUGGAACCCUUCCGGUACAGAGCUCGAGAUGCUUGGAGAGCGGUAACGAAGUUUUCCAUUCGUGAAGCCAGAAUAAAGGAAAUCAAAACGGAAAUGUUCAAUUCGGAAAAGCUUAAGAGCUUCUUUGAGGAAAACCCUCGUGAUUUGCAAGCCCUUCGGCAUGACCGUACAUUGCACACGGUUAAGGUUCAGGAACAUCUCGGUGACGUUCCGGAGUACAUCGUUCCGGAUUCGUUGAAGCACGUCACGGGAAUUACAACCAAGCGGAAGAAGAGUUUUGUACCGAAAAAACGAAAGACGGAGAAGGCCGACAAUCCACUUAUGAUGGAGGGAAUCGAUUACGGAAAGCAAAGACGUGUCUAAUAAAAUGUUAUAGUAUAGAAUA